AUGGCGGCGAAAGGCGAACAGGUUCUUGUCAUAGCUUGUCUUCUGACAUUUUUUCUAAACCAUUGCUUAUUUGUAUCCUGUCAGACUUCUCCAGUUAAUAUUGAAACAACAACCAAUGAUGUUACAACGACUGGAGCACAGACUACUGUCGAAGAAUCCACAGUUACUACAGAAGCAGCCACGACACAGGCCCCAACAACUACCACCACACCGUUGCCUACAUUACCACCAACUAUAGUUGCAUCUGUAACAGAUAUAGCACCUUGUCCAUGUGAUCUGACUGGGAAUGCUUGUGAUGUCAACUGUUGCUGUGAUUUGGACUGUACAUCAGAUGAUAGAGACGUAUUUUCUGGCUGUGUAGAAAGCUCAGGGAAUGUUGACGACAGAAUCUGUGUACAGAAAGAAAUUUUGCUGUUGGAGAAUGCACCAUUUCCAAAGAACUAUACACAAGAUGGAUUGUUUUGUAUAUAUUUUGAUAAUUAUGAUAAGAGGAAUUAUUACAACAUACCAAGCUUAAUCACAGACACUACAACUUUUGAAAACUAUGUUAGUAAAUAUGCUGGAUAUACCUAUGCCACUGAACAAACUGGACAGUCAACUAUUAAUAACUUUUACAAGGUUGGUGACCCAGUGUACAUUGUUUACCAGAGUCUUGCAACAGGUUUUCUUGGACUUCCUAGCUCGCUUACAUCAACAGGUUGUUCUAAUAGUCCUGUAGCUUAUUUGAAAGAUGAAACAUCAUCGUGUGUUAGACAGUUUACUACAUUAAACCAGGCUACAUGUGAAAGUACAACAUCAUUCAGUGCUCCGUCGUAUUACACAGGAUUCAGGGUUGUUACAACUCCUUAUUUAUUUACAUAUAUUGUAAACGGAACAGUUAUUACAACUACAACUCAAUCUACAACAGUUACGACAACCACUCCAUCACCACCAGUUUCAACCGAUAAUUCAACAGCAGCUGUGACAGUUCCUACAACCACGACUAGUGCUGCCACCACUACAACAGAUACUAAUAUUACCACUACUGUAACUAUAGUAACCACAGAACCACCAACAACAGUGGCUCCAUUCCAGAUUGACCUAUACAAUAACACAUACACAAUAGAUAUAGGACUAUCUACAGUACAGUGCAGGGACAGCACUGGUAACAACAUCACAUGUAAUUUCCCCACAGGGACAGUACCAGCUCCAACAUACAAUACUGGUACUGCAACUUGUCAAAAUGUUGUUACACAGGUUGAAUAUGAAAUAACUUAUGAUGGAACUAAUGGUAUAUCUACAGCCAAUGUAAAAUUUGUACUACAAGAUAUUACCACUUCUAACCUACCACUAUCUCAGACAUUUACAUCAAAGUUUACAGGGGUGAAUGAUGUUAAUGUUACAGAAAGAAGCGGUAACCCUGGUUACAUUGUUGGUAAACCAGUUCGAGCUGGUAUCCGGUAUAUCAAUGAAUCAUUUGGUAACAGGAUGAUCAUUGUUGAGAAUGGGUAUGACUUGUCGUUAGUUAAGUCAUCUGCUGCAGGGACAUGUUUGACAGAUGCUGGUAAUAGAGUACAAGUAAACUUUGGCCAGGAGAUGAGAUCGGGCUGUCUUAUAAGGUUUAACCUAGAUACAGUAACUGUAGCAGAAUAUUGUGAUGCUAUGCAGCAAGCUAUCAACGUUGCUCUAGAAGGAAGUAGUGAUUAUGUCAAUGUAGAACCUAUUAAAAAUAGAUAUGUAGCUACGUUUGGCAACUCUGAACCAGAACAGACUGGAGACUGGGUUCCUAUUCUACAGUUUCCAGCAGGAACCACUACUUCAUCACAAAGUUUGGAUGGGCCAUCAUGUCAGUUAUCUAUGGGAAUGCAUAUCCAGAUAGUGUAUUCAAAUCUUGGUUCCAAAGCUAAUCCUCAGGCAAAGAUACUUGGAGUGGGUUUCACUUAUGAUCAACUACAAACAAUUACUUACACUUGCUCAGGAAGUACCUGCCAGCCAGGGAAUGCCAAUGUAGAUCAGUCGUUUGAGAUCAGUCAGUCUGUCUCUUUUGUAGACGUGUCAGCACCAGCCACUGGAGCUGUUGGUGAUGCUCCUAUAUUUAUUGCCAAAGUGCCAAAUGACUUCUUCUAUCCUUUUGGUACUGGUGCUGGAAGCUCCAUCAGACUUGCUACACCAUACUUGUUUUGUAUAGCUUUAUUUACAGUUAUUGUCAAUACAUUGUUUGUGUAGCAUCAAUAGAUUUUAGGUUUUCUAUUUCCAUAUUGAUCUGUGAUAUCAUAAAUUUAACCAUUAUAGUGCAGGAUAUAACUUAAUAAUUUAAUUUUGGAUGUAACGCGUCUUCUGAUUGGCUGACGUUGUUUUGUUUAUCAGCUCAUAGACAUAAUUUUGUCAUGUGACCGUGACGUCAUCAACAUUUUUUCAUGGUUUACUCCGGUUUAAAAUGGAAUUUAGAAUUAAAUUAUAAGAAAUGACUGAAAUAUUUUUUCUGUCUAUUCGAAAUAACAUAAAAAAUGUGGUGCACACUUUAAAAUAACCCGCUACGCGGGUUAUUCAGUGCGCACCACAUUUUUGAUGUUAUUUCUUCAUAGACAGAAAAAAUAUUACAGUCAUUCCUUAAUUAAUAAGAACUCAAACUUUGUUCUGUUCAAAUCAUAGAUCAUCAAUCAGAAUAUAUAUUGAACAUACAUGUUGGUGCUUUUUACAGGAGAAACUUUAGACAAAAUAUCUGUGCAUUAUAAGGAGGGAUUAUCUCCGUGUAUUAUAUGGAAUGGUUGCACAAUGAAAAAGUUAGAUUUAAAUAUACCUAUAUAUGAAAUUCCAGUACUAGUAUGAAGGUAUGCAAGCAUUUUUGAAGUAUUAUAUUUGCGCCAAAUAAUGUCCUGUGAAAAUGUACCAACCUUAACCUUACGAGGACUAAUUAACCAAUAAAGAAUGAUUGUCAUAAAUGGACAGUACCAACUUUAAAUACCAAUUAAUUAAUUUUAAAAUAUAAUAGCAUAAAUAUGUUAGAUAACUUUGUAAUGAUUUAACUCUUUGGUAUUCAGAUGUUCUGAUAGUUAAUCAUUGUACCAGUUGCCAUCCCUACUUCAUUUAUGAUAAACUUUUUUUUUGACAACUUGUGAUUCUGUAAAUUCAAAAAUGAAUGCAUGCAUGUAUAAUGGUGAAUCCCUGAAGACCAUCCAAAAUGACAGAUAAAUUAAUGAGAAUUAAUGGCAUUUAAAACUUCUAUUAUGCAAAACUUAAUUUCAGAAAAAUGUGAUUUUUUGUUAGUGGGAUGAAGGUCUUUUUGCUAUUUUAGCACUGAUUGAAAUAUUUUAGAAUUGUUGGAUUUUACUGGAGUUUUUUUUUAUUAUACAGAAUGUUUUGAAGACAUGAAAAACUAUUUAUAUGGCAUUGAGAAAACAUUUUUUCAGUUUCAGUCCAGAAAUUCUUCUAAACAUAUUUUUGGUUUAAAAAAAGCAAAUUCUAUUCAGUUGCUGUCUUGAAAUUAUUCUUAACAUACCAAAGGUGUCAAUCAAAAGCCUUUAGUCAAAGAUAAACCAACAACACCAUGGUCAAAGUGUUAAAAAAAGGGAAUUUUUACAGCAAGCAAAAUAAUAUUGAUAAUGACUGCCCCCUUUUGCAAACAAUUUUUGAAUAGGCCUGACAUAAAUUUUGUUGGAAAAUGAAAAAAAAAAAAAUUACCUCACCUCAAAUUAUGUAAGUUUGAAAUUGAAGAAUAUUAAGUGAUUAUAAAUGAGAAGAUAAAAUCUUGUAUAUAAAGUCAUUUUUGUAUAAAAAGUAUAAAAUGUUAGCUCUAUUUAUUUUUUAUGAUUGAUUUUAGUAAGUUUUCCAACAGAUAUUUAAAAAAGCAUCAGAAUUGUAUUAUAAUACAUAUAUGUAUGUUUAUUGAACUAUUAUGAGAGUGAGUGCUAGGUGAGAAUGUUAAUAUUUGUAAGUAUAUUUUUCUUUAUAUAUCACUGCAACUUUUUGCUGGUAUAUUAAUUUAUUGAUCUGCCUCAAGAUUUUUAAAUUUAUCGAAACAUUUUAUAUUUGUUAUUUUGUUUUGUGGACAUGUUUGUUAUUUUGUCUCUUCUAACUUAAGUACAAUAUUCCUUAUGCAAAAAAAGGCAGUGUCUAUUCUUCUGGCUAGCCUGGAAAAUAGCAAACAUGUCUAUUCUUCUGGCCAUCAGGAAGAAUAACGUUUCUCUGCUAUUAUGCUAUUUUUCUGACAAUGUAUAAUGAAUAUGUUUUUGGUUAAGUGGAUACUGUAGUAUCCUGAGUGGAGAAUGUAGUGGCAAACAAUUUUCUCCCGUGCAAACACUGAGAAUUGCACAUAGAACUUUAAAUUUUUUGCCAGUUCUCUGUGCGGACGUUACUGAUUAUACAUUCAAGUUAUAACAUUCUUGAAAAUAGUAAUAAUGAAAAUAAAAUUAAAAUGUAAACAGAAUUGCCAUAGUAAUAAACUCCUCAUGUACCAAGUUAAUUUAUUUUUGUACAUGCUGUUUUUUGGAAUACACCGAUUCUCCAUACAUAUAAACAGCAUGUCAACAGCAUGUCAAGAGAAACCUAAAAAAAGAAUAUCAACAACAUCGAUUGAUAUGCAACAAAGAGCUUCAUAGGGAAUCAGGGCUCUUCUUUUUAUACUCUACCUAUAGGUCCAUAUCUGAAGUUUGUUAAAGUUUUCUUGAGUACAUUACACUUUUAUACAGGUUAACUGUUAUAAGAAAUAUCAUGAAAAUUUGUUAUGCUCAUUAUCAAGUUAAAAAGGGGAUGCCCAAUUUGAUAUUCCCGUUCAGCCAUCUCUUUUCUCCAAACUGGUGAAAACUGAGAGAUUGUGACCCAAAAAACAUGAGAGAGGUAAGUUUAAAUUAUGGCAUACCACAUUAGAGCAUUUAGAAAUAUUUAGAAUUGUUGUUAAGUCUUCACUUCAUUUUGUCAUUGUUUGUGAGCUGAAUGGUGAGUAAUGUUAUUUAUUGCAAAUGUAAUUUAUAAUGUAUAGUCCGUCCAUAUUUGUAGAUGAUAUAUUAAUGAAUGAAUAAAUAUUUUUUUAUAUUG
Molecule: messenger RNA, 5013 nt
Organism: Mytilus californianus (California mussel)
Lineage: Eukaryota; Metazoa; Mollusca; Bivalvia; Mytilida; Mytilidae
Product: tectonic-1-like
Exons: 15
Coding region: 1-2205 (734 amino acids)
Biological process (GO): cilium assembly
Source: RefSeq, a predicted model, not a curated record